AAAUUGUAGUCGUUAACAGAAUCUGACAUGACAAAUCAAACUGCACAGUGAAAAACAUCUACAACGCCAAAUAACAAAACAGAUCUCUUAAGGACUAUACCCCCCUUUCAGCAAAAAUGCAUGGUCGUGUGAAGGUUAAAACUACAGCACAGCAGGAGGAGGAGAAAAGGAAAGAGCGGGAGAAAAAGCUGAAGAUAUAUGUUGCUGCACGCGAUGCCUGCUUUUCUAAGAGGAAGGAUGGCAUUCUGGAUGAAGAGGCUCUCCAGCUGACUCAGCAGCUCCUAUCAUCCAACCCUGACUUUGCAACUCUCUGGAACUACAGAAGAGAAAUCCUGAUGCACCUGGAGACUGUCAAAGACGAGGAUGAAGUGCAGAAGAUUUAUGAGGCCGAACUGUUGUUUUUAGAGUCUUGUUUGAAAAUGAACCCAAAGUCUUACGGCAGCUGGCACCACAGAUGUUGGGUCUCAGCCCGUUUGCCUCGGCCAGACUGGGCCAGAGAGCUGAGCUUGUGUGAUCGCUGCUUGAGUCUGGAUGACCGGAACUUCCAUUGCUGGGAUUAUCGCCGGAUGGUUGUGAAAAUGUCUGGUGUGCCAGUGGAUCGGGAGCUGGAGUUUACUCAUCGUCUGAUAGGCUCCAACUUUUCCAACUACUCCAGCUGGCACUACCGCAGCACCCUACUGCCACUGCUCCACCCAGAGUCUCCAGAACCCCCUUCACCCUGUCAUGGGCUUCCUCAGUCCUCCCCUCCACCUUCUCCUCAAACCCACUCCCACCGAGUCUGUGAGGAACAGCUACUCAAAGAGUAUGAGCUUGUGCAAAAUGCUUUCUUCACUGAUCCUAAUGACCAGAGUGCUUGGUUUUACUACCGCUGGCUUCUAGGCAGAGCGGAGCGUGAAGAGAUGAUAAGCUGCGUGUAUGUCAGUCGGGAGGAGGAACGAGUCACCGUCGCCCUCUCCAGGCCUGUCAGCGCGCAGUCAGUUGGCUUGCUUCUGAUCCUCGACGGUCAGCCUCAGAGAGUUGAGUGGAGGAGUGUCCACCCACGCUUUAGACAGAGCCCCGUCUGGAUUUGCGACCUCCCUCCAGGAACAAUAAACAAUGUCACCAAUGAACACAAUCUAACGGUGCACUGGACUGAAAAACACACACACAGGGACUGCGCUCUGUACACAGGUCGAACUGAGAGUUGGUGUCGGGACUCUGCUACCGAUCGGGAACUUUUCAGGAGUGAACUCUCUGUAGAGAAGACUUCAGUGUUGCAGUUGGAGCUACAGUCUGUCAACCAGCUGCAGGAACUGGAGCCACUUAAUAAAUGGUGCUUACUGACCAUUAUCCUCCUGAUGAGGGCACUAGACCCUCUAGGAUAUGAAAAGGAAACACUCGCUCAUUUCCAAACCCUCAAAGAAGUGGAUUCCAUGCGCUCUGCAUAUUACAGCGACCUGUGCAGCAAGUUCAUGAUUGAAAACACCAUCUUGAAAAUGGAGUAUGCUGAAGUCCGAGUCUUCAGUAUUUCUGAUAGGAAGCUGACUACUUUAUGCCACCUGGACCAGCUCCUAUUGGUCACUCAUAUCAAUCUGUCCUCCAAUCAGCUGCAGCGGUUGCCUCCUCAGUUUGCUAUGUUGCAGUGCCUAGAGGUCUUGGAAGCUGAUAACAACUGUAUAGAAAACCUAGAGGGAGUCUAUGACCUUCUUAAACUGGAGGAAGUCUCCUUGAAGAAUAACCAAAUCUCCUCCAUGGCAGAUCUUCAGCCGCUGGCCUCCUGCCCCAAGCUGAGGCGACUUGAUCUCCGUGGCAACCCUGUCACUCAGAUGGCCAGCGUUGAGUCGGAGUUAGGCGAGCUGCUGCCCUCAGUCACCGACCUUCUGCUCUGAUCACACACAGGAUGGGAAUCACUGCCGUCGUCAAUCUGUUAUUCAGCUGUCCUUCUCGGUUGUUUUAGAUAGUGACAUGAGAAAGUGGCUGUUUUUUCUUUUAAAGCGUCUCGUGUCUGUUUUACUUGUUUGGGAGAAUGUCAAUCACAGGGAACCCCGAGGUUCUGAAAGCCUGAUGCUUCCAGAGCAAAUGUCAGAAACCCGUCUAACACUUCCACACAAAGUCGGAGUCCGUGUGUGUGUACAAGUGUGUGUUAUAACCACUAUUGGUUGUGUGCAGAUGUUUUACGUCAUAAUGCAUGCAGAAACUGUUUAGAAGAGUAAGCUUGUUGGAGUGCAGCAAUGCUGGCUUUUAGCUUCUCUGAGCUUUAACGGUUGGGUUAGAAAGAAAAGCUCUAACUGGGUGAUCGGAGCAUCACAUAGCUCUCAUAUGCAUUUUUUUAAAGAUUGUGAAAAACAUUUAAUGACACUAUACUGUUGCACAGUAAGUCAUCAAUCCAAUAAUAAACAGCGCACAAUGGG
Messenger RNA from Melanotaenia boesemani (Boeseman's rainbowfish), 2390 nucleotides. It is a transcript of the gene rabggta, whose product is annotated as Rab geranylgeranyltransferase subunit alpha. NCBI's taxonomy places the organism in Eukaryota, Metazoa, Chordata, Actinopteri, Atheriniformes, Melanotaeniidae. Gene Ontology annotation, molecular function: protein binding; Rab geranylgeranyltransferase activity; zinc ion binding. Gene Ontology annotation, biological process: protein geranylgeranylation. The record is from RefSeq and is a predicted model, not a curated record. Gene Ontology annotation, cellular component: Rab-protein geranylgeranyltransferase complex; cytoplasm. Bases 117 to 1868 code for a protein of 583 amino acids. The transcript is spliced from 17 exons.